Molecule: messenger RNA, 1632 nt
Organism: Acanthocheilonema viteae
Lineage: Eukaryota; Metazoa; Nematoda; Chromadorea; Rhabditida; Onchocercidae
Source: the annotation of a GenBank genome assembly
AUGAAUUACGUCGAUCAACAGCAAUUUAUAAUGCAACAUGGACAACGAAUGCAGAAUCCUCGAAUGAUUUCUGUGCCAACAACAGUAACACCGCAACAUCUGCAUCGGCAGCAAAGAUAUGGUAUGGCGAUGAUGCAACCCGGUCAGCAACCAGUACAAAUCACAUCUGGACAGUACGUACAGAAUCCACAAAUGCAGCCAAGGCUACUGACAAUGAGCGAUGCGUUGUCGCGCUUACCACCCGAAGUACAACAGAUGGCUCAGCAACAAAUUAAUGCAGAAACAAAUGCUGAAAAAAAACGACAAGUUGCUCUAGGAUUUAUACAGGGUCGUGUUCGAGUCAGAUUAACUCAACAAUAUCCAGGGCAAAGUACGAUGAAUACUGGUGGGAUGAUGAUUAGUGUUGGACUGAAUCAGCAAGUUGGUAUGUCUCAAGGAAAUACACAAAUGGUGCGCAUGGGAACUGUACAAGGCGGUCCAGUACCAUAUCCAGCACAAAGUGUUUCUUUGCAAACAGGUAUGGGACAAAUGGGACCAACACAAGUGUCUGUGCAACGCAUGCCCAAUCAUUACAUGGCAAGUGGUAUAAGCGGUCCUCAAAAUGUACAAUAUCAAUCUCAAGAUCCCGGAAAUGUUCAAAAUUAUAACUCACAACAGCAAAUUACUCUUACUCAGCCGUCAUCUGUAGGACCAACUGUGCAGCAGACUUCUUCGCUGCAUCAUAGAGGCCCAAGCAGUGUUCCACCCGCAAUUUAUACACAGUAUCAUCCUGAAAGCACAGCUUCGACACACAGCACAACAGGUAGUGAAGGUGACAAAAGCUCAGAUGAACCACUUUACAGCCAGAAGCUAGAAUUACUGAAACCUUAUCAUGAACAUAUCAAAAGGCUGCUCGAAAGAAAUCGUUUGGAUGGACAAGCACCAAAGUCAAAGUUUGAGCGCCUUCUUGAAAUAAUGGAAAACAGACGGAAAGUAGAAUUAAAACUUCUGGAAAAGUUGGUUGUUAGUGUAAGAAAUUUAAUCGAACGUGAUUCACUUUGUUUCCCGUUGAUCGAUGCCUUACGUUUAGAGAGCGGCGACGCUACGAAGACAUCACUUCCGGAUCCUUGGGGUGACUUCCAUCAAUAUGCUAUAAAAGUUCCGGAAAAGGUAAUGAACUUGGUUAAGGAAGAAAAAACGAGUAAGGAAGAGUUAAUACUAGUAAAACGAAUCAAAAGAGAGAAUGAUUCUGAUGAACGCAUAGCGGUGAUAUGCCAGGAUGGUUCACGGUUAGAAUUAUCGCAAGAAGCAUCGGAUCAACUUCGACCGUUUGAUCCUGAAUUUAUACCAAUAUCAGAUGAUUGUACAGAAGUCCAAGUAUUUAUUGAAAACGAUAUUGUAGGUUUAUCUUUUUUAAAGCUGCUGGUACCGCCACUGCGACUAGUGGUACCUUUGAACUAUCCGGAAUCCAGAGCAUCCAUAUGGCGUGAUCGAUGGUCGUAUGGUGGUGUUAGCUUAGUUGAUAUCAAUACACAAUUUGAUAAACGCUUAAAUAUGGCUGUUAAUUGUCGAACUAUCACGGAAAUUGUCAAUGCCUGGAAGCUUGCUUCUUUGCAUGUUCUAAAAAUUGGUAGCUCCAGUGCAAGCACGUAG